Molecule: messenger RNA, 865 nt
Organism: Eremomyces bilateralis CBS 781.70
Lineage: Eukaryota; Fungi; Ascomycota; Dothideomycetes; Eremomycetales; Eremomycetaceae
Exons: 1
Coding region: 174-665 (163 amino acids)
Source: RefSeq, a predicted model, not a curated record
AUGUUCGCCAGCGUGGGGUGGUUGGAAAGGUUGGAAGCGGUUGGAAAAGGGUGGAAAAUAUGGUCGGACAAAGUCGGUUGCAGCCAACCUGCCGGCUCCCUUGCUUCCCGCCCUAGCUUGAGCGGUCGCAUCUCUUCAGGGCUGCAGCCCAAGGCCUCGCAACUGACCAUAUAAUGAAUAAUAUGACCUGUCUCUACGAUGCCUUCUUCCCUCGCGGAUCGCUGCAUGCGUCAUCGCUCAAUGAGGCCAGGAGUGCCGACGCGUCUGGCGUCCCAUUUGGCCCCGAUUCGGAUGCAACCCUCGUAACUUCGCAGCAGCGGUCGACAUCGAUCGCAGCGACGGUUCCAGGUGGCAAUUCCAAUUUGAAUCAAGAGCAUGGAAAUGACCCCAAUGUCUCCCAUACGGCUGUGUUUAUCGUUCCUUGUGGCAUUCCUUCGUGUCGUUGCCGUUCGCCUGACCCCUCCUCUCCCCCUCGAUCAAUUGGCGCUAGCCGUUUCGGGGUCGAUCUCGACUACCCUUACUUACCACAAUGCCUUUGGCAUUCCAUACUCCUCACCGACGACGAUGAAGGCUUCACAACCCUCUGUACGAAGCGACCCAAGUGUAGGAUAAGGUGUGCCUUCUGUAGUUCUGCUCACUCGAAGAUCCCUAGCUACCUCGUGUAAGCGAUAGAAGUAACUCAUUUGAUGGUGUCACCCCGCUGAUCUGGAGGAUUUCCGUAUAACCACUGUUGUUCACUGAUUCACUCUUAUACUCUCUUGUCUGUCGUUUCCUUCCAUCAUUCUUUUGCAGCUCGAAAGUCAUUCCUGUUUGACCGUUGACCAAGCCAUUUACAAUCCUUAAUAAUUCCCAGCCCGCUGAAGCA